This is a messenger RNA of Nicotiana tabacum (common tobacco), 2427 nucleotides long. NCBI's taxonomy places the organism in Eukaryota, Viridiplantae, Streptophyta, Magnoliopsida, Solanales, Solanaceae. The record is from RefSeq and is a predicted model, not a curated record.
UCGCCGUUUUCUUUCAGAAACUAUAUUUGCUAGUAGAUUUCAGCUAGUAUUUUACUUCUAAACCCAAAUGCUGAAAAGCUCCAAUUUUUUGAAGUCUCAUAUCUUGACAGUAGGCAAAUACUAAUUGCAGGAGUUAUCUAAGAUGCUUUCAAAAAUUGCCAAAAUCCAGCUUGUGAGUUCGCAUCCUGAGGUUUACGAACCAUGCGAUGAUUCAUUUGCAUUGGUCGAUGCGUUAUUAGCUGAUCGAACUAACUUGUUACAGCACCGUCCCUCUAUUUGUAUGGAAAUUGGUUGUGGUAGUGGGUAUGUUAUCACUUCACUUGCGGUUAUGCUCGGACUUGAAGGAUUCAUUCCAUACUAUCUUGCAACAGACAUAAAUCCUCAUGCAAUAAGGGUGACCCGUGAGACGAUGGAUGCUCAUGGUGUUUAUGCAGAGUUGGUAAACACAGAUAUUGCAUCUGGACUCGAGAAGCGAUUGGGAGGAUCGGUUGAUGUGAUGGUUGUGAACCCUCCGUAUGUUCCUACGCCUGAAGAUGAAGUUGGUUGUGAAGGUAUCGCUUCUGCAUGGGCCGGAGGGGAGAAUGGUCGAAGUGUCAUUGAUAAAAUACUGCCUGUUGCUGACAAUCUUUUGUCGGAGAGGGGUUGGUUAUAUAUGGUCACGCUUACUGCUAAUAACCCCUCAGAAAUAUGCCUUGAGAUGAGAAAGAAGGGUUAUGCAUCUCGAGUCAUCCUGCAGAGAUCAACUGAAGAAGAAAGCCUCCAUAUUAUCAAAUUUUGGCGAGAUUCUGAUAGCCAGUUGGAGCUGAAGAAUUUAAGUUAUUGGACAAAACUGGUCAGGAAUUAGUGAAGGGUUUCAUUUGGUGAUUUCAUCGACUGUACGUUAGGUAACAUACUACUGACUAUUAGUUUUAGCAUUGCAGAUAGAGGGGAAGUUCAUCAGCUGGAUGUGGUAAGAUUAUCUCAUAGUUUUCCCUUUGUUUUGAUAAUAUCCACUCUUUCCUUUUGUUAGUUUGAAGUAAUACAUAGAAGUCAAAAACUGCAUUACAUUCUUUUUUUGUUUUGUGAUACUGUUGUUCAGGUGACAUCAUCUUAGAUUGGUGUUUGUUAUCUUUAUUCAAAGGAUACUCAAACAAGCUGACUCACUCUCAACUUUAUCAAGUACCUCACUCAUAUAUAUUCGAAUUAAUUUGCUUCCAAGAUAAAUCCUGCUUGCAACAAGCUAAUGCAUUCACCAUGAUAAAAGAAUCAGUUAAUGAAUAUUUUUUGAUGGAUAUUAUCUGGAUGAUUGACUGGUUUGGUGUCUUUCUGAAUUUACUUAUUUUUCUUACUGCAUUUUUAUCAUGUCACUGCUGAAUCCGGAUAGACCAUAUCUGUGUAGGUGAAAGGUUGUAGCCCUUUGAAAAGCCUCUAUCUUUACUAUACAAGUGUUUCAAGCCGAAUAAAACAAGAGGAAUAGAUCCAGCUGGAGAAGACAGUGGAAUGGUCUUUUUCUACUAUGGAUGGCUAGCAAAGGGUUUUAUUGCGUAAACUUUUUGUUAGAGACAGUGGAGUUUAUUUUUCUACUUUGGAUGCUUAGCAACCGAGGGUCUAUCGGAAACAGCAUCACUACCUCUCCAGGUUGGGGUAAGGUCUGCGUAUACACUAUCCUCCCCAUACCCCACAUGUAGGAUUAUACUGGGUAUGUUGUUGUUGUUGUACUUUGGAUGCUUAGCAAAGGUUCUUCCCUAGAGACUUUCUGCAGUUGAGGACUUUUAUCAUCAUAUCAAAGCCAUGGGGGAUGUCGAACAUCCAAGUCCUGGAUCUUCAAGUAAAAGCCAGACUUUCUUUACCAAAUUUACCAUAAAAUUAGCUAUUAGAGUGGUGAAGUUGAAAGAAAAAACAUUAAUGUCAUAGCAAAGAAAGAUGUUUUUGUCCUUUAAUUAUCAGGGGACUGUUCUCCUUUGAAUUCCCAGAUGAGAAGUGUCUAAAAGUUUAUAGAGAAUAUCAUGAUGAGAAGUAAUUACUAACCAGAGUGAUUACUAUGUAUUGACAGCAAAUGAGAUGCUUAUUUGUUUAAUGUAGGUACAAAAGCACUGUGUUGACAGUUUGCAGUCAAAAAACAAAAAGCUUUGAAAAAUAAGGUUGAGCUGCAGUUUUACCAUAAUAUUUGGUUUUGAACCUAGCUUCCUUUGUGGCAGUAGCCUACAUUUUUCAAAAAGAACUGUCAUUGGCUCCUUUUAUCUACUAAUGUAGCAAUAGUGUUGAAAAGUUGCAUUUGGAUAUUUUCUUUGUACUGUUGCAGUUGAUCAAUCUUGAGAAGAGAAACUUAAGAGGGGGUUAUCUAGGGCUGGGCAUAUAUCUGGUGUAACUGAUAGCCCGAACCGAUAAAAUACUAUUGGGUUAUCGAUAUCGGGUUAUUGGGUAAAUAGUUCGAUAAUGGUUUAAUGC